AUGGUGAACAUUACGGAGAAGAUCAAGGAGCAAUAUCGAGGAGGAGAUGAGAAAGACGCAGAAAAACUCGCCCGCUACAGAGCCCAACUCCUGGAGCCUGGCCCUGGCUCAGGAGCAGCAGGCGGUCCUGGGUUCGACGUCCAGAAGUCUGGCGACGCUCGUAUCGCCCUCGUCGGCUUCCCCUCCGUCGGAAAAUCCACCUUCCUGUCCAAAAUCACCAAGACCAAGUCCGAAGUCGCCGCCUACUCCUUCACCACCCUGACUGCCAUUCCAGGAGUCCUCGAGUAUGGAGGCGCUGAGAUCCAAAUCCUAGAUUUGCCUGGUAUUAUUGAGGGGGCAGCUGAGGGCAAGGGCAGAGGUAGGCAGGUCAUUAGUGCCGCCAAGACAAGUGAUAUGAUCCUGAUGAUUUUGGAUGCGACGAAGAAGGCGGAGCAGAGGCGUUUGCUUGAGGCCGAGUUGGAGGCUGUAGGGAUCAGACUGAAUAGGGAGCCGCCAAACAUCUACCUGAAGCCCAAAACCGCCGGCGGCAUGAAAAUCACCUUUCAAAACCCCCCGAAGAACAUCGAUCAAAAGAUGGUCUACAACAUCCUACGCGACUACAAAAUCCUCAACUGCGAGGUCCUGGUCCGGGACGAAAACGUCACCGUCGACGACUUCAUCGACGUGAUCAUGAAGGACCACCGCAAGUACAUCAAGUGCCUCUACGUCUACAACAAGAUCGACUCCGUGUCCCUCGAUUUCCUCGACAAGCUGGCCCGCGAACCCAACACGGUCGUCAUGAGCUGCGAGCUCGACUUGGGCAUCAAAAACGUGGUGGACCGGUGUUGGGAUGAGCUGAAACUCAUCAGGAUUUACACGAAGCGGCAGGGCGUGGAUCCGGAUUUUGGAGAGGCGCUGAUUGUGAGGAGUAAGAGCACGAUUGAGGAUGUGUGUGACCAGGUGCAUCGGACGCUGAAGGAUACUUUCAAGUAUGCGCUAGUCUGGGGGGCGAGUGCGAAGCAUGUGCCGCAGAGAGUGGGCUUGGGGCACAUGGUUGCGGACGAGGAUGUGGUUUCAAUUAUCAGCAAUUGGAAGGCAUAG
This is a messenger RNA of Drepanopeziza brunnea f. sp. 'multigermtubi' MB_m1, 1080 nucleotides long. NCBI's taxonomy places the organism in Eukaryota, Fungi, Ascomycota, Leotiomycetes, Helotiales, Drepanopezizaceae. The record is from RefSeq and is a predicted model, not a curated record.